AAUAUAUUUGUACGACUGAUAUUCGAACCAGCUGGGUUAUUUUUUAGGUUGGAAGUUUCAUGUUAUAAAAAUGUCAUGUAAAUUUUUUAAUACUUAAUUGUGAUAUUUAUUAUUCAAUUUUGUUCUGUGAAAUGUAUUUCAGUUUAUUCUAUAUGAAAUUAUGAGCAGGGAUUAUUAUUCGCAAACAGCACCUUUUUUAUUUACGGCUCAAGAUAGUGGAAGUGGCGGCAGUGGCGGCUCAGGAUUGGGCCCGGGUUCCACCGGAAUGGAUUGCUUGCAACCAUUGCGGUGUCCAUCCACAACGCCCGGACCCUUUCAUUACCUUAUCAAUGAACAAGCAAAAUCAUUGGUGGCAUUACAAGAAUUACAGCAUGAGGUUGGUGCAUUACUUGAGUUUCGUGAUCUGGUUAUCGAAACAUUUCCAAAUUUACGCAAUAAAAUGGCAGCUGUGUCAUCAUCCAGUCCUGUCACGAUGACAGGCACAAAUCAUCAUCAUCAAGUAUCAAAUAUACCAAUACCACGUCGAGAUUGGGAACCGGGAAUACGUGUACGACGGCGUAUCCAACAUAAAGAAAACGAUAAUUCACCAAGUCGUUCGCGUAGCAAUAGCCAUAGUAGUAAACAUCAGCCGAAAAGUAACACGGAGACUACAAGUGUUGUACAAGAUUCGGGGUUUAGUACAGAAACAUCGUCCAGUAAAGAAACCCAUAGUGCCUCCAGCACAACUGGUUUAAAAGAUCAACAAACGCUUACAUCAACACCAGCCAUGGAAGAAUGUGAAGAUGAGUUAUGGAAUUUAUUGGAUGUGAUACAACGGAAAGGAACUAAGUUACGGGAUGAAGUUGAAGCAUUACAGGGUGCGUUAUGUAAUCGUAACGAUGCAAAUCUUGCCAGAAAUGAUGAAAGUGGAACUGACUUUCAUCAACAAAUUUUAUUAGGUAAUACACCACAAGAUGUGAUUAAUUUACGUCGAGAACGUGAUGUGCUGCUGGAGAAGCUAGCUGAUAUGGAAUCAGAAAAUUUAGCUGGACGUGUCCAAGCAUCUCGGUUACGUGCUGAUCUCGAAAGUCUACUAGCAACAAAAAUAGAGUUAGAAGAGCAAUUACGUGCAGCUAUUUCACAAAAAACUGAACUGAACUCUCGCAUACAUGAUUUGCAUAUGCAAUUUGUGAAGACAACAACGCCAAGUACAUCACCAGACUCUCAAAUGUUAUCGACAAGUGUCGGGGGUGGUAAUUAUAAAGUGUCGCGUAGUGUAGAAAAACCAACACGCCGUAGGCGGACUUUAUCAAAUCGUAAUAUAAGUAAUACAGGUGCUAUGUUAAUAGAUGAUAGUAACUUUAAUAGUAAAGAAUUAUUAGUAACAAAUUUUCCAAUAACGACUUCGUCAUCACCAACUAGUAGUGUUAAUGUUAGUGGUAUAGUUCCGAUAAUUACAACGUCAUCACCAUUUGGUACCACAUCAGCGGUGCAAUCUUCGUUGACAUCAUGCUCAACACCAUCGCCGUCUGGCCACGGUGGUCCCGGAGGUUUAAUUGUGUCAACAACAUCAACACCCGUAGACUGUGAACAUAAUAUUGGUGCUGCAGAUCGUUUAAAUAAUGUAUUAUUUGGUCAAAGUGAUGAAUUACCAAAAGUACGUGUUCCUGAUUCACAGAAAAUUGCCGCAAUUUUAGACGAACAUGAUCCGUUAGUGUUACAAAAAAGUUUAUUGACUGUUACUGUACAUAAUCAGGCGUUAAAACAAAGACUGGAAUUAGCCGAUAAAUUGAAAACAGAACUCAUAGAAAAUUUAUCAAAGGCUCGUGAACAACAUGAAGAUUUUAAAUUUCAAUUAGAAGAAAAAGAUAUUGAACUAGAGGGUACCAGAGCGCGUGUACGUCUCUUAGAACAAUUACGUUUUCAAUUUCAAAAGACAGCAUCAUCUUCGUACGACGAUCAAAAUCAUUUAGACUCAACAAAUAUCGACGAAUCGCCACCAACUCGACGAAUAGAUCAGCUAAGUACACCAAGUAUGAAAGCCAUGAUACCAAUACCAUUAGCGGAUGAAACGCAUAUACAAAACAAUAGUAGUACAGAAUCUGCGCAUGAUCAAAAAGCUUCUACCGGUGGUACAGGAGGUGAUAUAACACCACGUCGAAUUAAACCUAGUCGAAUACCUUUAUUGGGUACCUCACCACAACAAAGAAGUUGUACAAAAAGUGUAUCGUCCUUAACACGACCAGGAAGUGCUCAAUCCGGUAGUUCGCUAUCUGGUUCAAAAAGUGCCACAUCGAUACCUACGCCUCGUGGUACAAAAACACCACGGGACUCACUAACUGGUCGACUACGUAGUAAUGACUCGUUAUCAAAAUUACGUGAAACAAGUAAUCAACAAUUAAUUACGACGCCAAUAGUGACUACACCAGGACGUAGUGCAAGUGUAUGUAAUAAACGUGAUGGUGUUAACCGUUUACGACGUGUGAAUAGUAAUGCAACACGAAAUGGUGGUACAACUGCAUUGCAUGAUGCGAAUGAUGGUGGAAACACGAAGAUGAUUCGUGAUGAAGAAAAUAUGUCAUCAUUGUAUAAUGAAAAUACAACAUUAUCCGAUCCAUUAUAUUCCGAUUCAUUGGAUGAGAAUGAUGGGAAUGAAGAAGAUAAUGCAACAACUACAACUGGUCCAGAUAGUAUUAGUGAAAAAAGUCAUCCAAUAUUUCAAACAGCCAAUAAUUUUUUAUGGAAUAAUUUAUCGAAAACAUCAGAAUAUUUUGAUAGUAUUAAUUCAGCUGAUUGUUUUAGUUCAGAAUCGUUACAAAGAUGUCGUGAAGGUUUAGCAGAAUGUGAUUCAUUGGAGGAAAAACCUGAUAUUAAAAAUAUACAUGUGUAGAAACUAAUGGCAUAUUAAGUAACUAAUAAAAGUUUAGUAUUUUUGUUUCAAGUUAUUCAAUGUUUGUUAGGAAAAAAUUGCCCACAGGCAAAAUUGAGCAAGAAAGAUGAAAAUCUGAUGAAGUUUGAUGUUUUACAUAUUUUGCAUAAUUAUUCACUAUACAUUUGACAUACUUUUCAUUGGGGGCGUUUACCUGAUAAAAGUGCUUACACAUACUUGAAGGCGAAAGCAAAAUGAUAACCCCUAAAUGUGAAUAAAACUGAGUGUAAUAAGAAAUAUAUAUAUAAUACUGGAUAUAAUUUCUCAGCAGGUUCAGUAAUCGGAAUUUUCAUUUUAUGAGCUUGAAAGCUAUGUUUACACCAAGAAAUUAAAGGUAAAAACGAAUAAUAGGCUGCGAUUUCUCAACAUUGUUGCUGCUAUUUCGCUUUCAAGUCCUACGGUUGUGAGCGCUUUGAUGGGCUAAACACUCCCAAUCUAAUUUUCGAACCUUUUAUUGCAUGCAAUUUUUUUACUAAAGGUUAUAAAAGUUCAAACUUCAUAGUAAGGGAGAAUAAGUUAAACCGUUUCUCAUAACUGAGAUAUUUUUCAAAUGGGGUUUUUUAAAAUUCUUGACUUGUCGUGAGAAGGG
Chrysoperla carnea is the source of this 3497-nucleotide messenger RNA. RefSeq lists its product as uncharacterized. The transcript has 6 exons. NCBI's taxonomy places the organism in Eukaryota, Metazoa, Arthropoda, Insecta, Neuroptera, Chrysopidae. The record is from RefSeq and is a predicted model, not a curated record. The coding region runs from base 161 to 2869 and encodes 902 amino acids.